Hydra vulgaris (swiftwater hydra) is the source of this 2068-nucleotide messenger RNA. NCBI's taxonomy places the organism in Eukaryota, Metazoa, Cnidaria, Hydrozoa, Anthoathecata, Hydridae. The record is from RefSeq and is a predicted model, not a curated record.
UUCUAGCUUAAUCAUUAUUCAUUUAUAGCGCCAACUGCUGCAUCGAUACUUCAAAGAUAUAACAUAAGUGAGUUAUUCUAUGAAAAGAAAAAUGGAACAAAUUCUAGCUCACCAUUUUAUAACAUUACACUGUUAUGGUAUACACCUCCUUCUGUAUAUCCAAUCAAAGGAUACAAGAUUACCUACUUUCAGAGUUAUGCUCAGCCAAUGGAUGUAGAACCCUAUUCAGUAAUAUUUCAAACAGCCUAUAUACCUAAUGUUUUUCAAAAUGAAUCAUCAUACAUUUUCACUUAUUUAAAUCCUGGAAUGUUUUUUCUUUAUUAUGUUUAUGCGUUUACUGGAAUAAUAAAAUAUGAUGAUGAUAAUUUUAGAGUUUUAGUAAACAGUAAUUACGAAACUAUAAUAAUUCCAGGAAUUCCACCUGACAGUUCCACGACAACAACGCCAUCCCAAGAAAUACCUUUAACAUCUCAACAAAAUAACAAAACAGAUAUUAUCAUUGCUGCAAUCUUAGUUCCAGUAUCAGUUGCACUUAUUAUAUUUGUUGUCAUUGUUGUUGUCUUAAAACUACGAAAAAAAAAGAGAAUUAAACAUAAGUUAUGGAAUACAAGUCAUUACUCAAUGGAAGAGUACCUCGAGUUUCAAAUGAAGUCAGAUGGAUGGGAGAUAUAUUCAAAAAGUAUCACUUUGGAUAAAAAGAUUGGCGAAGGAGCAUAUGGUACUGUGUAUGUUUGCAAAAUUAGUGCAAAUAUUUUAGCUAAAACAAAGUAUGCAUGUCAAAAGUCUAGAGCUUCAUUACUAGAUCAUAAUGAAGAUGACAUUAUAAAUGUUGCCGUGAAACUUUUAAAAGAUGGUGCAAACACGUCCGAGAUGAAAGAUUUUCGUGAAGAGAUAAAUCUUAUGAAGGGCAUUGGUUUUCAUAAGAAUAUUGUAAAUAUGAUAGGUUGUUCUACAACUAACAAACCUUUGUGUUUAGUGGUUGAGUUUAUGGAAAAUGGAGAUUUAUUGCAGUUUUUGAGAAAUAGACGUAAUAAGCUUUGCAUUCCAAAAGUUGAUGGAGAUUCUGCAGGAAACUUUAUAUAUACAACAAAAUAUAAAGACUCGCUUGAGACAACAACAAGUGAGACAUCUAACAGAGGAAUCAUGCCAAAUGAUAUACCCGUGGAUGGUAAUGGAAUAAUAACUCCUGAUGAUUUGCUUAGUUUUGCAUGGCAGGUUGCAUCAGGCAUGGAAUAUCUUUCAAGUAUAAAUCUGGUACAUCGAGACCUAGCUGCAAGAAACAUUUUAGUUGGUGCUAAUAAAAACGUAAAAAUAUCUGAUUUUGGUUUAACCAGAAAAAUCAAUGCAGAACAACUUUACAUGAGCAGUCAAACUCGGCGCUUACCAAUCAAGUGGAUGUCAAUUGAAGCUAUAUUUGACCAAACAUUCACACCUCAGAGUGAUGUGUGGGCGUAUGGUAUUGUCUUAUUUGAAAUAGUUACAUUGGGAGGUACACCUUAUCCAACUAUUAGCAAUCGUGAACUUCUGUCUCUUUUAAAGACUGGUUAUAGAAUGGAUCAACCAGAAAAUUGUUCUGAACAAAUGUAUGACAUCAUGUUGCACUGUUGGAAUGAUGAUCCCUUGCAGCGACCUUCUUUUACAGAUUUAAGUGAACAUCUUGAAGAAAUAAUAUCGCGAGGUGAUCGUUAUUUCACCUUUGAUAUUGACAAUGAAAAUACUUAUUACAAUGUUGCCUCUUUCAAUAGUCUUCCCUCAGAAACAGAUGAUGAUAUUUUCGAAAAAGAAAUAUUCCAAAAGCCUAUCCAAACCAAAUCGAUUGAAGAAACUAAAAAAAAAUUUAAUGAGUCAACUUUACCUGUUACAGAAAGGUAUACAGAUCCGGAAUGUUUAAAAUCAGCCUAUAGUUCUAAUUUUGCAUCAGGAUUUAACAAUUUAGCAUAUAAUGAAAUAUAACUGAAUUUUCUUAUAAAGUAUAGCCAGUGUUUGUGUGAUUUACUUUAAAGUGGUUAAAUUUUUUUUUUUAUAACAAUAUGUUUAAAAAGCAUCUCUUUCGCCCAACAAAAAUAUA